GCUCAAGAACUGACUCCAACGCCCUGUCAAACGUAGUUAUUGUGGUAGCGGUUUCCAUCUCUGCACCUAAAUCCAUGCCUGGUUUUCUUAGCGCUCCUUCCUUUAAAAGUGGUCUAAGGUCCGUGCCAUUAUGUACGAGGCUGACAGCUUACAGUUUCGCCAGAAGCUUCUGAACAUUGCCGGAGGCUUGGGAAAGGGUGAUGUAGAGGACCUCAAAUUUCUCUGCAAGGACUUGAUCCCCUUUGGCAAGCUGGAGGUGAUGACAUCAGCCCGUGAGGUCUUCGAGUUCCUCAUAAGUAACGACGUAGUAAAUCAGGAGGACACCUUUGUCAUAGCGGAGCUUCUCUAUAGGAUUCACCAGAUUUGUCUGCUGCCCCAAAUUGGCUAUAACAAAGAGAUGGUUCAAGGAAAUCUACAUCUAAAAGGGCAGGUGUCUGAAUUCCGACAGAUGCUGUAUGAAUUGUCAGAAGACUUCACGGAGGAUGGUCUCACAUCUGCUGUGUUCCUUCUGAAAGAUCAUCUCCCAAAGAGACAAUCCCGUAUGUCUGGUAUAGAACUACUGACUGCCUUAGAGAAGAAAGACCUCUUAUCUGAGAACAACCUAACCUUGUUGGAAGAUGUGUGCAAGAAAGUAUCGCCAGACUUACAGAAGAAAAUCAUAACGUACAAACUGAAAAGAGUUUCUCUGUCAGUUCAAGAAAGCAAAGAAACCGUGCCCUCUUCAGUCCGGAGAUCACCUUUAGGAGGUGCUAGCCUGCCCACUGCUAUCCAGGAAGGAUCUACCCAGUGCACAACAAAAAGUUCUGAUUCUUACGGCAGCCUGAGGCAGCACACUGGUCACGUUCAUUCUCUCGGAUCGAAUCCAGGCGUCAAAGCAGAAGAUUCGGUUGGCCACUCAGAACAGAGCUUUUCAUUGGGCGAACAGGAUGAUGAAUCAAAAAUUGCAACCAAGAAGUAUAAAAUGGAUGGUCUGCGUAAAGGAUAUUGCCUCCUUUUUAAUAAUGAAAACUUUGAAGGACCUCUCGGACAAAGGAAGGGAUCUCAGAUAGAUGCCAAGGAACUGGAACGUGUGUUUAAAUGGCUCGGGUUCGAAGUGGAAACGUACGAUAACCAGACCUCGACGGAAAUCCACCAGCACCUGCAGAAAUGGCAGUCUUCGGAAGACUGGAAAGACAGCGACUGCUUGGUCUGCUGCAUUCUGUCUCAUGGCAAAUCAGGAGAAAUAUACGGCACGGAUGCCCAGCUAAUCCCCAUCCGUACCAUCAUGUCCUACUUCACGGCUAAGCAGUGCCCGCUGCUGGCUAGAAAGCCCAAACUCUUCUUCAUCCAGGCCUGUCAAGGUGAAAAGACACAGAAAGCUGUCUUCCUUGACGUGGACACGGAUGAUCAUCUUGGCUCAGAUGCUCAGAGUGCCGGAUUGCCCUCUCCACAGCCAAGCAUUCCAGAAGAAGCAGAUUUUCUCCUUGGCAUGGCCACGGUGGAUGGGUAUCUCUCGUACCGGCACACGCGGGAAGGCACGUGGUACAUCCAGGCACUCUGUACCAAGCUGAAGCAGUUGGUGCCACGAGGUGAAGACAUCUUGUCCAUUCUUACAGAAGUCAAUAAAGAUGUCAGCUAUCGUGCAGAUCCCCAAGGGGAAAAGAAACAGAUGCCCCAGCCAGCAUUCACCCUGAGGAAAAAAUUGAUAUUUCCUGUGCCUAAAGAUCCUCCUCCAUCACAGCAGCCGUAGGACUUCCGUGGUGUGUCCGCCAUUUUGGAUUUCUGGAACCAUGACUACACAAAACUCCAUUCUCCCUCUUUUGUAUGUUUUGCACCAAGACUUCAGCUGCUGAAGAUUUCCAUUAUUUUAAUUCAGAUUCAUCCCCCACCUUUGUGGGCGCAAACCAGUAUUCUGUAUAUCAAUAUAUAUUCCCCUGUGGUUUCAUACAUGUUCUUCUGGGUAAACAGUAACUCACCACAACCAUUUAAACCAACCACCACCAAGAGUGAUCUGCUCAAAUUCUGGAAAAAUUCAUUUCUCCCCCUCUGAGGUAAACUCAUUCCACAGAAAAUGCAACGGACCCUAACUAAUCCAAAAAGAAAA
Molecule: messenger RNA, 2083 nt
Organism: Heteronotia binoei (common prickly gecko)
Lineage: Eukaryota; Metazoa; Chordata; Lepidosauria; Squamata; Gekkonidae
Gene: CASP10
Product: caspase 10
Exons: 11
Coding region: 131-1729 (532 amino acids)
Biological process (GO): negative regulation of extrinsic apoptotic signaling pathway via death domain receptors; proteolysis
Molecular function (GO): protein binding
Source: RefSeq, a predicted model, not a curated record